Messenger RNA from Diabrotica balteata, 456 nucleotides. NCBI's taxonomy places the organism in Eukaryota, Metazoa, Arthropoda, Insecta, Coleoptera, Chrysomelidae. The record is from the annotation of a GenBank genome assembly.
AAGAGUGGAGAGUUUUAAAUCUCUCGGAGUAACAAUCACUGCAGAUAACGAAUGGUAACUGCAGAUAACGGUAUCGCGAAAGAGAUUAAAGGAAGAAUUAAGUCAGCAAACAGAUGUAUCUACAGCCUUCACAAUACUAUUAAAUCUAAAAGCCUAACACAAACAUCAAAGAUUAGAAUAUAUAAAUGGGUUAUUAGACCGGUGCUCAUGUAUGGGUAUAAGACGUUUACCCUGACCAAAGAAACUGAAAGAAAACUUAGAUGUUUUGAGAAGAAAAUCUCCAGAAGAAUCUUUUUGUCUUAUCAGGACAUAGUCCAAGAGAUUAAAUCCCAACGUCUAAGAUGGGCUGGUCAUGUUCAUAGACUUCCUAAUAACGGCCUUGCCAAGUUAAUAUGGAAGGAUGCCCCCAUAGAAAGAAGGAAUGACGUCCACAACUGCGAUGGAGAGAGAAUAUAU